AUGGCCCAUGAUGGCUGGCACAGCGGUGGUGGGAAGCCUCGGCAGCAGUACCAAGACCCGUGCCCGCACAGCAGGUACCGCUGGAACUUCAAGAACAACCACUGGUGCUUCCAGUGCACGGGGGCUCUGGUGGCGCAGCCUGAUGGUACGAAGCGCCCGCUUGGGCAGUGGGCUUUUGGUCCGCCUCAGAUCUCGAACUCGCCGUUCCACGCCAAGGCUAAGGCCGCCGCCUCCGCGGGCCAUGUCGACAGGCGUCCGUGGGUAUACCACCAGGGCUGGUACCCGUACGGCGGCGCAGCGGUUCCGCUCGAGCCAGCCGAUCCGAUGGCGGCCCUGCGGGCCAAGCUUGGCGACGACGGCACCGAGGAGCUGGCAGCUGUGGAGGCGCCCCUCGCCAAGAAGGAAGCCCCGCCUCCUGCUGCACCGCGGCAGCCGCUCCUUGAGGAGGACGUCUCAGCCAAGGGAGUGGCGCACCGUCGGGCCAAGUCCUGGCUCGAGCGCUGCUCUCUCAAGGUCUUGGAGGGUGAGGCCUGGCUGCAUGAGGCGCGUGAUGCUGAAGACCUUGCGGUCGCGGCUGCUGUCGAGGCCAAGCGCUCGUGGGAGGAGGCCUGUGCGAAGCGGCUUCCUCAGCCAGCGGCGGCGCCACCCGCUGCUGCAGGUGCAUCGUCGCUCAACUUGCCCACGCUCCUUGGCGAAGACAGCGAGGUCGAAGGGCUCACCAUCGUCGACGGCCCGAUGUUCAGCACGGAAGGCCUCGACCUCGACCCUGCGGACCUUCGCGACUGGGAGCGAGUCAAGACCAACCUUGCGGCUGGCAUCAAGGCCGAGAUCUCCAAGGCGCUCGGCUCUUCAGCGGAGCAGCUCGCUACUCUACGAGCGGAGGCCAAGCAGGCUCUGAGGGCGACGGCGGCGGCGCUCCUUCAACCGGCGCCGCUGACGGGCCUGAAGAAGUUCGAGCUGCUGCCAGGCGCGCCGCCAAGGAGUCCUGUGACACUACCCGAGCAGCGCAGCAAGGACUUCAGCAGGCCUACCUACCCUGGCUUGCCGUCGACCUUCUACGGUGACAUCUUCAUGGGCGCUGCGGAGGAGCUCGCCUUCGAUCCGCAGUCGUACCAAGCCAACCUCUACAGGGUCACGCUGUACGAUGG
Prorocentrum cordatum is the source of this 1148-nucleotide messenger RNA. NCBI's taxonomy places the organism in Eukaryota, Dinophyceae, Prorocentrales, Prorocentraceae. The record is from the annotation of a GenBank genome assembly.